AUGGGGCCACCUCCAGGCAUAGGCAACGCACCCGGCAUGGGCCCUCCCCCCAGCGUCGGCGCACCCCCAGGCAUGCAACAAGCCCAAUCCUCCGCAACACCGCGCCCCGGCGGGCUCCCACCGAACUUCGCCCCUCCCGCCGGGAUGCCCAACAUCAACUUCAGCGCGCCCGUCAUCCGGCUGGGAACGACAGGGCCAGGCCGAGGCUCCGAGCCCGUGCGGCGGGACACCAACGCAGAGCCCAUGUCCGCGGGCGGGCGAAGAGGAUUGGGAAUGGGGAGCGACUACCGGGGCACAGAGCAGCAGCGGCAGCAGAUAAGAGAUAGCAUGAUGGCGCUGCAGCCGCCGACGCGGGAGGAGAUUGCGCGAACAAUUUUCGUGGGGAAUAUCACGGAGGGCGUGGGCGGGGAUCAGGGGUUGGAGAGGGUUCUGAGGACUGCGGGGAGUUUGCGUCGCUGGACGAGGGCUACGGACGCGGAUAAUAAGCCCUGCAGGUUUGGGUUCGCCGAGUAUGAGGAUGCGGAGAGCUUGGAGACUGCGGCGGCGAUAUUUAGAGAUGUGGAGGUGCCGCUUAAGAGGCAGGAGCCGAAGGCUAAGCAAGAGACCGAUGGUGCAGGGGAGGAGAAUGGGGAGGUGGAGAAGGCGAAACUACUGGUCAUCGUAGACGAAGCGUCAAUGAAGUACGCCGAAGAGUGGAAAGAGCGCCGCAAUGAGAACGAAUCAGCCUCGGAGUUCCGCAUCGACACCGCCAGAGAAUCCCUCCAGAGCGUCCUCCGCAGCCUGUUCCAUCCGGUCCCUUCAGCCAGAAUGGAUCAAGAUGGCGAUGUGGCAAUGGCAGACGGAGAGCUAAAGAGCGAUGCCACCGCAGCUGAAGUGAUCACAAUUCCCCUGUCCGCCGAAGAUGAGCUAUCAGAUAUCCCCGCCGAGAUGCGCGAGACGGUCGCCGCGGAAAUUGCGGCCUUCAGAGACCGCAGCAAUCGCCGAGAUCUCGAGCGUUUACGUAGAGAAGAAGAGGCUGAGGCGCUCGAGCGGCAACGAGGGGGAAGAGCGAACCGCCUGGCCUCACCCCCUCCUUCUGCACCAAGUGGCCCUGGCGGUGCUAAUGGCAUUCCUCUGGGGCCUAGAGAACGCGGUGUAGUGGGUGCUCCGAGUGGCCCUAAGGCCUUCCAAGGCUCACAGGUACCCAAAGACUAUCAAGGUGGUGUUACAUUUGUCAACGGAAGUGGCAUCAACGGCGCAGCGUCUGCUGGGUGGAUCAACCGCGAAGACGAGGACAGUGACGCGAGCGAUGAGGAGCUCGAGCGACGCCGACAAGAAAAGAAGGAGGCGGAGCUGGAAAAAAUCUAUCUAGACUACGAGCGGCGCUGGCUGAACCGAGAGCGGAGCCGCACAGCGGCGGUGGAGCGAGAAAAGGCCCGCGACAAAGAUGAGGAAGCGGCACAAGCGCGAGAGAAAGACGCCGUCGCAAAGCGACUGAAGGAGUGGAAUGACGAUGUCGAGGCCCAGAAGAAGACAGAGGAGUACUACGUAGACCGCAGCUUGUGGAUACGUAACCGCAUGGCUUUCCGCGCGCGUGAAGCGGAGGCCGAUGAUAGGGACAGGGCGAACGAGGACCGCGAGAAGGCGCGCGAAGAGCAGAAAAGGGAGCAGGCCCGUGGUAUGGCCGACUCUUUCUUGGACAGGCAAGCAGAAGAGCUCGGCUCCCGUGUGCAGACACCACGAGAACCCGCCCGCUUCAAGAUGUCGCUGGGCACUGCAGCCGCGCAAAAAGCCCAAGCAGCAGCGCCGAAACGCCGCACGAUCGCCGAAGUCGAGGGCCUGCUCGAAGAUGAAGAGGAAGCGGAUACGACCACCAGACGCACGCUCGUGCCCAUCAAAUUCGACACUGCGGCCGAAGCGGCGGGACUUACGGAUGAAGAGAGGCAAGAGGCAGCGAAGCAGCUGGCGGGCGAUAUACCCACCGACAAGGAAGGCCUCUGGAAUUGGCCGAUCAAAUGGGAAUUCGUGGAUGAUACGGUGCUCACGGAGAGGCUGAAGCCGUUCGUGGAGAAGAAGAUUGUGGAAUACUUGGGCGUGCAGGAGCAGAUGCUGGUGGACGUUGUGGAGGGGCAUAUCCGGAAGAGAGGCGGGCCGGAUGAGCUGAUCGGGGAGCUUGAGGGGGCACUCGACGAGGAGGCUGAGGUCCUAGUGAAGAAGCUCUGGCGCAUGAUCAUCUUCUUUUCAGAGAGCGAGAAACGUGGGCUAUCAACAUAG
Molecule: messenger RNA, 2253 nt
Organism: Coniosporium apollinis CBS 100218
Lineage: Eukaryota; Fungi; Ascomycota; Dothideomycetes
Exons: 4
Coding region: 1-2253 (750 amino acids)
Biological process (GO): mRNA processing
Cellular component (GO): spliceosomal complex
Molecular function (GO): mRNA binding
Source: RefSeq, a predicted model, not a curated record